Molecule: messenger RNA, 4746 nt
Organism: Aplosporella prunicola CBS 121167
Lineage: Eukaryota; Fungi; Ascomycota; Dothideomycetes; Botryosphaeriales; Aplosporellaceae
Exons: 4
Coding region: 94-4542 (1482 amino acids)
Cellular component (GO): intracellular anatomical structure
Molecular function (GO): ATP binding; RNA binding
Source: RefSeq, a predicted model, not a curated record
CGUUGAACACCGUCUUGCCCGAAUUUUCCACCGCGCCUCGUCCUGUGACCUCUCCUCCCACUCGACGAGUUCCCUUUGCAUCUCCCCGCAACCAUGGUCCAGAAAAAGAAGAAGAAGCCCGCGGCCAACCCGGCCCGCGCCGUUGCCACCACUUCCAUAGCAAGCAAGCCCAAGAUUGACAAGAAACUUGACUCUGCCGAUGCCUCUGACGCUGGCAGUGCGCCCGCUGCCCCGACGCCCGCCAUUUCCGAUGACCCCGUUGCCUCCCCUGCGCCCGGCUCGAUCCAGGCCCCCAAGGAGCUGCACCAGCUCACCCCCGAGGAGCUCGAGCUGCAACUUGAGCGCGGUGAACUGCAACUCCUGGUCGAGAAGCAUGCGCAAAAGGUGCGCAAAGAGUCCGCCCGUCACCUCACCAGGCUCCAAACGGAUCGCCGCGUCCUUCGCACCCAGUCUCAGUAUCUGCCCACGAGAGAAUGGCUCCCCGAGGACUUGAUGUCUCAGAUCCUGGACCUGGUGAAGGAUGAAAUGAACGAUGACUUUCAAUCUCCCGAGCACAAAUACUCCAUUCGCAAUCUCUCCGAAGAAGAUGCCAUUGCCCGCUUCUGGACCCUCAGUCAGACCCUAGUGGAUUUGGGCUUCUCCAGGGAAAGGGUUAAACAGAUGCUCGUUCUUAUUGGCCGGAACCCGCCGCCCGUGGACGGAAACACUCAGACCGUAUGGGGCCUCCAGGAAAGUCUUGACUGGCUUGCGGUCAAUUGUCCAGUCGACGAGCUCCCGCCGUAUGAAGCACAACCUAGUCAACCACUCACGGAUACCACGAAUUCAUCAAGAUCUAACUCUCCGUCAAAACGUCAUCCAGCUACAGACUCACCAGCGUCUGACCGGAAUCCUGUCAAACAAUCACCGGCUUCGAAUCAGGCACAGGCUAAGGAAUCCGCUCCGGAGGACGAUGUAGACGUCAGCGAUCUCGAUAGCGACAUGGAGCCAGAUCAGCUUCUGUCCACUUACCUGGAUGUAAAGUCACGGUUAUUCCAUAUCAACCCUGAGCUGGUUGCAGCGCCGAGUAAAAGUUCGAAAGGCAAAAAGUCUAAGAAUUCUAAGCAAAGUAUUUCUCUGUCACCGGGUGCGCUUAAACUUCAACAAAAACUUCAGAAAAUAGAGUCCGAUGUGUUGUUUGAUCAGCGGGAAGCAGACGAACAGUGGGCCUCUAAGCGUAAUGAUUUACUCAGAGAAGUGCCGGCACGAUCUCGCCAAAAACGCCAAGAAUCUCCAAAGGAAAAGCCGGUUGAAGUAGAAGAAUCCCAGCCAGAAACAUCCAGUGCUGUCGAUGACAUCAUGCGGGAAGCUGGCCUGGCCGGGGAUGCUCUUGCCCAAGAGUCCGAUGAAGACGGAGGGAUGCUGGGUGAAAUGUUCUUGGCAGAACCUGGGGAACCAGGCCAAGCUGCACCCAAUGGUGGGGACGGAGACACCACACCGGUCACAAUUCGCGAUUUUGGCAAGACCGUGGGAAUGAGUCCUCGACGAGUGUUAGAAGAAGCUUGUCGUGCAAGGGACUCGGGUGUACGUCUUACGUUCAAACACGUCUCUCCUACAACUUACUCCAGCCGCCACUCUGUUACGAUAUACUGGUCGAAAGACCAAGAUCUUAUUAGCGUCUCUGCUGUUCCUUCGGUUACAUGCGAGCUACGGGCUAGAUCGAUGAGUUUCACCAUGAAAGGCAUUGCGACUCCAGGAACGCAGCAAAGCGAGGCAUAUGUUUCCGUCGCCGCCCUUUUUCUAGUAUUUUCCACUUCACCUAGGGAAGAAAAAGUUUAUAUGAGACUGCCCCCGGCUUGGCGAGACUUAUGGGCCGAGUUUGCAGAGGCGCAGAAAGACAUCACGGAUACGAACGACCGCGAAACGAUCAAGGAGCUUCGUACCAUGAUUCAAGAACAGGUAGAGCGAGAAGAGGAAGAUGGCGUGGUGCUGAUGAAUGGUUUCAAAAAGCGCGGAGGAACGCCGCGGAUUGAAUCAAGAGGCUCGGAAUUACCGAUGCGGUCGAGUGAUACGCCGAAUGAUGUAUCAGAGCAGUUGAAGGCUUUGUGGAACGCGAAGUCCUCUUCGCCAGCAUACCAACGCAUGCUUACGUCAAGGGAGCAACUGCCAAUGGCGCGGUUCCGGGAAGCCGCAUUAUCCGCCAUUGAACGCAACCAGGUCACUAUUUUAUGUGGUGAGACUGGAUGCGGUAAGAGUACACAGCUUCCAGCAUUUAUCUUGGAGCAUGAGCUGGCAAAUGGGAAACCUUGCAAGAUCUAUUGCACCGAACCGAGACGUAUCUCGGCCAUCUCUUUAGCUCAACGUGUUAGCGAGGAAUUAGGUGAAGACAAGAAUGCCGUUGGAACAGCAAGAUCUUUGGUUGGAUACGCUAUUCGUCUGGAGUCCCAUAUCGCAGCGUCGACACGUUUGGUCUAUGCAACUGUUGGUAUUGUCCUUCGAAUGCUUGAAUCUUCGAAGGGCUUGGACGACGUCACUCAUUUGGUCAUCGACGAGGUUCACGAGCGAAGCAUCGACACCGACUUUUUGCUCAUUGUUCUCCGUUCCUUGAUGAUUCGCCGUCCCGAAUUGAAGGUUAUCCUGAUGAGUGCAACCGUUGACGCGGACCGCUUUUCGAAAUACCUCGAUGGUGCUCCGAUUGUGACGGUGCCUGGACGCACAUUCCCGGUUCAAACAAAGUUCUUGGAAGAUGCAAUUGAGCUCACGCAUUACAGCGCCAACAACAAGGGCUCAUACGGUGUUGACGAUGCCGUCGAUGAUGCCGAGGACGACAUGCCUGAUGGUGGUACGCCGUCUGGAGUUCGGGGCAACCUUCAAGGUUACAGCAACCAAACACGCAACGUGCUCAAGGAAUAUGAUGAAUACAGAAUCGACUACGAACUCAUCAUUCGAUUGAUUGAACGCGUCGCUUAUGACCAAGACUAUAGCAUCUAUAGUAAGGCAAUCCUUGUCUUCUUACCCGGUAUUGCGGAGAUCCGGCAGCUCAACGACAUGCUGGUCGGUCAUCAGUCCUUCAACCGGGAUUGGCAGAUUUUCCCUCUGCAUUCGACCAUUGCUAGUGAGGACCAGCAAGCUGCUUUCCUCGUUCCUCCUCCUGGCGUACGCAAGAUCGUCCUCGCUACUAACAUUGCCGAGACGGGUAUCACCAUUCCCGACAUUACCUGUGUCGUUGACACUGGCAAACACAAGGAAAUGAGAUUCGACGAGCGGAAGCAGCUGUCCCGACUCAUUCAAUCUUUCAUCUCCCGUGCCAAUGCUAAGCAGCGGAGAGGAAGAGCUGGCCGUGUCCAGGAAGGUCUCUGCUUCCAUCUCUUCACAAAGUGCCGACAUGAUGAACUUAUGGCCGAGCAGCAGACUCCUGAAAUGCUCAGGCUGUCGCUGCAAGACCUGGUUAUGCGUGUCAAGAUUUGCAAGUUGGGCGACAUUGAGCAAACGCUAUCACAGGCAUUGGAUCCUCCUUCAACCAAAAACAUUCGUAGAGCAAUCGAUGCGUUGGUAGAGGUCGAUGCUUUAACAGCUAACGAAGAGCUCACUGCUUUGGGACGACAGUUGGCCAAGCUUCCGCUGGAUGCCAACCUUGGCAAGCUAGCGCUCCUGGCAAGCAUAUUUGGUUGCGUUGACGUCGCUAUCACCAUCGCGGCCAUUCUCUCAUCUAAGGACCCAUUUCUCACUCCGCUGGGUGCUCGCCAACGGGCGGAUUCUGUACGCCUCGGAUUCAGACGGGGAGACUCGGAUCUACUGACGGCAUACAACGCGUAUACUACUUGGCGCAAGAUUUGCACCACGCCAGGCCAAUCUGAGUUCCAGUUUUGCCAGAAAAACUUCCUGUCCCGACAGAACCUCAGCAACAUCGAAGACCUCAAGUCGCAGCUCAUGGGCUCACUUGUCGAGGCUGGUUUUGUAACGCUUUCCGCGGACGAGCGCGCCGCUCUGAGCAAGUAUCGGUACUCUUCACGACAGCGCAGCUUCGUCGCUGUGCCAGCAGCUUCCAACAUCAACACCAACAACGACAUAUUGAUCAACGCGGUCAUUGCGUGGUCAUUCUACCCCAAGAUCCUGACGCGGGACGGCAAAGGCUGGCGAAACAUUGCAAACAACCAGUCGGUGUCGCUGGCGCCCACGUCCGUCAACAAACAUCCCCCCAACCCCAAGGAAAUCAAGUACCUCUCGUACUACCACAUCAUGCAGUCGAGCUCCAAGUUCUAUAACGCGCACUCGACGUCGGUCGCGCACGACCUACCGCUCGUGCUGCUGGCCGGCGAGGCCGAGAGCAGGCUACAUGCCGGCGUUGUCCAGGUCGAUGGCAACAGACUGCGCUUCGCGCUCAAGGACUGGAAGACGACUGUUGCGGUCAAGACGCUGCGCGCACGGGUCAAGGAGAUCGUGAACCAGAGCUUCAAGAACCCGGGCAAGCCGCUUAGUCGGCGGCAGCAGCGGUGGCUGGAGCUGUUCUUUAGGUCGUUUGAUCGCUCGGCUGAUCGGGCGGGCAUGUCGGUUGCGAAGGCGUAGAUGGAGAUGGAGAAGGCCUUUGCGUUCUUUCCCUUUGUUUGAAUUGCUAGGGCUUGAUGGAGAGCAGUGCUAUGCUCCGUAUUUUGUGAAAAGAGCUGCAUGUUGGGAUAGACGGUUAGGACUGGUAGCGGACUUGGCAUGGUGCAUUAGAAUCGUUUUUUGUAAGCGUACGUUUAUACGUAGAACGUUGAUUGAUGAGUGCUA